UUUAAUUCUCGAUGCCCAUAUUUGGGGGCUGGAUGCAAACAUUAGCGCGGGUUUGUUGGCUGGAAGUGAGUGACUAAAGUAAUCUCUUGAUCCACGUUCACUUAAAAAAUCACUCUUCUUGGACGUUUUUAAACUCGUGUACAAAGUUUACUUUGUGCCAUUAUGGUGCUUGUGUUCCACCAGAUGAUCGUGUCUGCUCUGCUCUACCUGUCGAAGAAGCUCAAGGCUUUAGCUUUAAAUGUUUCUGGGAAGGAGGAGAGCCGAGGAGUAUGGCUGACAAGUCAAGCUCAGGAUGCUCUGGCAGGUCUUUGGACGGCAAAAGAUCUUCUUUCAUUUACGAUAUCGGCAGAARCGCUUCUUCACUGCCUGCUACCUGAGGCUCUUGAUAUUAUAGUAUUUAUAUUUAAUCCUGAAAGUGAUGAACUAGAAGCCCUGGGCCAAGAUGUCAUUAACGUACCUCGGCUACCUAAAAAGGGUGUUUCAAGACAAGUCCUUCUGGAAAAGAAGAGACUGCUAAUGAGUGAUCUCCCUAGUGAUGAUCCACUUACAGUUCUAAUGCCAUUAGCAACAACCUUAAAUUAUGAUAAUAAUAAUCAACAAGUAAUGCUGUCUCCACUAUUAAAUGAAGAUGGCCAAGUUUGUAUGGUUAUAGUUACGGUAUGUUCAUAUACAGAAGAAUUAGAAGCUUGUCAGGACUUUGCAGAAAAUCAGAUUAUUAAUUGUCUCAACCAAGUUCUGGACAGAAGAAAAARUAUGGAGUAUUUUAACAGACAAAAUACUUUUCUUAAUACUUUUGCUAAAUCAAUAGAAACUGGGUUAGAAACAUUUUCAAAAAAUUUGUGCUCUUUUGUCAAAGAUGAAAUAAACUCAGAGUCAGCUGUUUUAUUAAUAUUAGAUCAAGCUUCAGGGGAGCUUUACAACAAGUUUGAAUCAGAAAAGGAAGAAAAGAGGAUUGAGGUGGAUGGUAGUAUCUUUGAAGAACCCAUCAAAUCCAAGAGUUUAUAUUCUGUUUGUAAUAUAACUAAGGAUACGAAAGAAAGACAUGACUUAGUAAGAAUUACAGAUCAUUAUGUUCAGUCCCUACUCUGUGCACCUGUUGUGAGCAAAGAGUCUAAUGAAGUUAUAGCUCUGGUCUGUGCUUUUAAUAAAGAACUUCCAGCUAAUAGGUUUACAGCAGCAGAUGAGUCCAAUCUCAAGUUCUGUUGCAGCCACAUUGCUGGUUUUCUGGACAAUUCAUUGGAAUGGGAGAAAGAAAUGGUCAUAAAGAGACAGCAAGAGAAUCUUCUUAAAGUGGCAAAGAACCUCUUCACCCAUGUUGAUGAUGUUAGUGUCCUUUUGAAUGAGAUCAUGACAGAAGCCAGAAAUUUGACCAAUGCAGAGAGGUGCUCGCUGUUUUUGCUUGAUCGUGAACGCAAUGAACUCGUGGCUAAAGUGUUUGAUGGACAGAUCCCUGGAAAUGGCAAGCAUAAGGAAGGAUGGGACUUGACUAUACCUGCUAAUCAAGGGAUUGUUGGUCAAGUUGCAUUAACAGGAAAGCUUCUGAACAUCAAGGACACCUACAACCACCCACUGUUCUACAGAGGAUUGGAUGAAAAAACAGGUUUCAGAACGAAGAGUGUCUUGUGUUUUCCCAUCAAGGAUGAAGAAGGUGUCUUAGGUGUGGCUGAGCUGUGCAACAAAGUCAAUGGUUCCUGCUUUACCAAGUUUGAUGAGGAUCUAACAAAAGCAUUUGCCAUCUACUGUGGGAUCAGUAUAUUCCAGUCCAUGUUGUACAAGAAGGCAAGCAGUGCCUGGCAAAGAAGCCAAGUCAGCAGUGAACUCAUGAUAUACCAUAUGAAUGUUCCACAACAUGAAGUUGACAGUGUACUCAAACAGCCCAUCAGUGAAAUAAAGCAAUUUGGUCCACAAUUUGCACAGUUUCCUUACAUGCCGAGGACCUUAGAGGUGGACCUGACAAUCCCAGCUGUGUUGUUCAUGAUGGAGGACCUGGGUUUCAUCAACAGAUGGAAAAUCCCAAAGGAGAUACUUAUCAGAUUCAUACUGAUGGUUAAGAGAGGCUACCGUGACCCUCCCUACCACAACUGGUUCCAUGCCUUCUCUGUAGCUCAUUUCUGUUACCUUGUCUUCAAGAAUACUGAGAUUGACAGUUGGCUAACGGACAUAGAGAGGCUUGCACUGUUUGUAGCAUGCUUGUGUCAUGACUUGGAUCACAGGGGCACCAACAAUGCAUUCCAAGUGACUUCUAACUCUACUCUCGCGGCAUUGUACAGCUCUGAAGGCUCAGUAAUGGAGAGGCAUCACUUUGCUCAGACUGUCUGUAUCCUGAAUUCAUCAGGCUGCAACAUCUUCAAGAAUCUCUCUGAACGAGAUUUCUCCARGGUUUUGGACCUGAUUAGAACCAUCAUACUGGCUACAGAUCUUGCUCACCACCUGAAGAUCUUCAAGGACAUCAAAGCCAUUUGUCGUGAUGGAUAUAAUCCAGAUCGACCUGACCAUCACCAUCUACUGGUUUGUCUGUUGAUGACUGCAAGUGACUUGUCAGAUCAAACCAAACCGUGGGAAGGAACGAGGAAGAUCGCGGAUUUAAUCUACACAGAAUUUUUCACUCAAGGUGAUUUGGAAAAAGUGAUGGGUUACACCCCAAGUGAAAUGAUGGAUCGUGAGAGAGCAUGUAUUCCUAAGCUACAGAUCGACUUCCUUGAAUCCAUUGCUCUGCCCGUCUAUUCAGCACUUCAAGACAUAAUCCCAGAAACCUCAGUAGUCUACAGCACCGUCUUGUCAAACCGUGACCACUGGAACAUUGUUCAAGAGGAAAAUGAACAAAAAGAACGUGAAAGACUGGCUAAAAGCUCCGAAUAACCAAUAAAUAUCCUGACAAAUAUCCUUCAACAAUUCUGAUGGUACAUGUCAAACGUGAUUGUCUGCACAACUAUACUGUAAAGGAUCUACACGUAAAAGUUAUCAUAACAAUGGAUUCCGAAUAUUUAUACUUAGUUGGACACAAUUAUUGGUAUACACUCAAUUGAAGAAUCGUUGUCGGGUUCAGAAACAUAGAACAUAGAAGCUGAGACCGAAAUGGCACAUGGGAAGUACGUUAAUUAGAUACAUGCUGUGACCGGCGACCCGUGGCAUC
This is a messenger RNA of Actinia tenebrosa (Australian red waratah sea anemone), 3133 nucleotides long. RefSeq names its product cGMP-dependent 3',5'-cyclic phosphodiesterase. Gene Ontology annotation, molecular function: 3',5'-cyclic-nucleotide phosphodiesterase activity; protein binding. Gene Ontology annotation, biological process: signal transduction. NCBI's taxonomy places the organism in Eukaryota, Metazoa, Cnidaria, Anthozoa, Actiniaria, Actiniidae. The record is from RefSeq and is a predicted model, not a curated record.